AAUCAUGCAAAACCAGACCAUUGUCACUGAGUUCAUACUCCUGGGACUUUCACAAAACCCAAAAGUUGAGAAGCUCCUAUUUGUUAUAUUUUUCUUGCUCUAUCUUGCAACAAUUGGAGGCAACAUGACAAUUGUGGUGACCAUUGCUUCGAGUCCUGUGUUGCUGGGUUCCCCUAUGUACUUCUUCUUGGCAUUCUUGUCCUUAUUGGAUGCAUGUGUCUCCUCUAUUGUCACACCCAAGAUGAUUAUAGAUUUAUUCUAUAAGAGAAAGACCAUCUCCUUUGAAUGUUGCAUAAUGCAAGUGUUUUCUAUCCACUUCUUCAGUGCUGUGGAGGUGAUCAUUCUAGCAGCUAUGGCUUAUGACCGCUAUGUGGCCAUUUGUAAGCCCUUGCACUACUCUUCAAUUAUGAACAGGAGGCUCUGUGGCAUCCUAGUGGGGGUAGCCUUUGUCGGGGGAUUUUUGCAUUCCAUCAUACAAAUUAUCUUCACUUUGCAGUUGCCUUUUUGUGGACCCAAUUUUAUUGAUCAUUUCAUAUGUGACUUGUUCCCAUUGCUGAAGCUUGCUUGCACUGACACACACAUAUUUGUAAUUUUAGUGUUUGCUAACAGUGGGUCUAUCUGCAUCAUUAUCUUUUCCUUUUUACUUGUUUCCUACGUUGUCAUCUUGUUCUCUCUGAGAACCCACAGUUCUGAAGGGAGACGUAAAGCUCUCUCUACCUGUGGGUCCCACAUUACUGUUGUGGUUUUGUUCUUCGUUCCAUGCAUAUUGAUAUAUGCACGACCUACAUCUCCAUUCUCUUUGGAGAAAUAUGUAUUUAUAUUUGCUGAUGUCUUGACACCUUUACUCAAUCCUGUGGUUUACACUUUCAGGAAUAAGGAAAUGAAGAAUGCCAUCAGGAAAAUGUGGAGAAGUUUAUUAGUGGCUCCUGACAUAUUAAAAUAA
This is a messenger RNA of Mus caroli (Ryukyu mouse), 943 nucleotides long. RefSeq names its product olfactory receptor 4C15-like. Gene Ontology annotation, cellular component: membrane. The record is from RefSeq and is a predicted model, not a curated record. Gene Ontology annotation, molecular function: olfactory receptor activity; G protein-coupled receptor activity. NCBI's taxonomy places the organism in Eukaryota, Metazoa, Chordata, Mammalia, Rodentia, Muridae. Gene Ontology annotation, biological process: G protein-coupled receptor signaling pathway.